AUGCUGCUCUGGUGGCUGGCGGCGGCGGCGGCGGCGCUAGCGUCAGCCGCAGCAGUGCUGGCACAGGACCAUCAGGUCCUGCUGCAUGGGCACGACUGUCCAGAACGUUGUACGACAGUGUGUCAGGAACCACAAUGCGAGCAUACCGUACUCGAUCAAUGCGGUUGUUGUCCGGUAGGUGACGUUCGGUUUCUCCUCAAUUUUUCGUCGCACCUGUUUCAAUACCGAAAUAUUCGACUUCUCUCAAAAUCCCAUGGUCAUAUAGGUUCAAGUAGGGGGAGGCUGCUGAAAAUUUUCGGCGUAUUCCAUCUACAUCGAACGAAGAUUUUCUUUCCGUUGACUUCCUCCGCUGGCUCGUUUAUACUGCAUAUUACUGCUGUAGUCGCUUACGUCGCUUACUAUGGCAUAUCCUAA
This is a messenger RNA of Haemonchus placei, 414 nucleotides long. NCBI's taxonomy places the organism in Eukaryota, Metazoa, Nematoda, Chromadorea, Rhabditida, Trichostrongylidae. The record is from the annotation of a GenBank genome assembly.